Cladophialophora carrionii CBS 160.54 is the source of this 564-nucleotide messenger RNA. RefSeq lists its product as uncharacterized. The transcript has a single exon. Gene Ontology annotation, molecular function: RNA binding. The record is from RefSeq and is a predicted model, not a curated record. Bases 1 to 564 code for a protein of 187 amino acids. Lineage: Eukaryota; Fungi; Ascomycota; Eurotiomycetes; Chaetothyriales; Herpotrichiellaceae. Gene Ontology annotation, biological process: ribosomal large subunit biogenesis; ribosome assembly. Gene Ontology annotation, cellular component: preribosome, large subunit precursor; nucleolus; nucleus.
AUGCGUCCCCUCACAGACACGGAGACCCAAACACUCUUCACCAAACUGGCGAACUACACCGGCCGCUCGCUCACCCAACUGAUUGCACCCUCCGACUCCUCCUCCAAAGACGACAGGCAUGUCUUCCGCCUGCACGAAUCGCGUGUCUACUACGUACGUCUCUCUCUCGCGAACCUUGCCACCUCAAUUGCCCGUGACAACCUCCUCUCGCUCGGCACGUGUAUCGGCAAGUUUACGAAGACGGGCAAGUUUCGACUGCACAUCACCGCAUUAGACGUGAUCGCCCCGCACGCACGAUACAAGCUCUGGAUCAGGCCGAAUGGAGAAAUGCCCUUCCUGUACGGCGGCCACGUCCUCAAGGCCCAUGUCGGACGAUGGAGCGAAGACUGCCCUGAACAUUCGGGUGUCGUGGUUUUCGCCAUGGACGACACGCCCCUCGGUUUUGGGGUGACUGCUAAAAGUACGGCCGAGGCGAGGAAGUUGGACCCGACAAAUAUUGUCGCCUUCAGACAGGGGGAUGUGGGCGAGUAUUUAAGGGAGGAGGAUACGUUGUUCACGACUUGA